Pisolithus orientalis is the source of this 1722-nucleotide messenger RNA. RefSeq lists its product as uncharacterized. The record is from RefSeq and is a predicted model, not a curated record. NCBI's taxonomy places the organism in Eukaryota, Fungi, Basidiomycota, Agaricomycetes, Boletales, Pisolithaceae. Bases 1 to 1722 code for a protein of 573 amino acids. The transcript is spliced from 6 exons.
AUGUCGCGCACGGUCGCCAUCAUCAAGACGCACGCUGUCCCGCGCAGGCUGGACAUCGAACAUGGUCUCUUGGAGGCCAAAUUUGAGAUUGUCAAAGAGCGCCCAAUGGAAUUCGAUACUGAAACCGAUCCUGAAACGUUCUACGAACUGUUCGACUCGGACGCCAACUUUCUCAGCGAGGGUCCAGUCUGGGUAUAUGUUCUCGACCACUCUCGUCCCGCCGUCCAAACCCUGCUCACUCUCCUCUCUUCCUUCGACAAUGACCUCAUCGCCGCACGUACAGAUGCCCAAGUCGAGAUGCAGAUAGCAGCUCUAUUCGCAUCGAGCCCGCCCUUCCCUCCAACUGAACUACCGCCCAUACCGGAUGAGGAAGGAGGGAUGGUGCCAGAGUUCGAUGCAGGUUCUAUACGCUCGAUCAAUUCUGGUGUGCUAGAAGCACUCCAAUUCGGUCUAGAAGCCCGUCUUGCUUUACCAGAUCCGACCACGUUUGACGGCAGUGCCGCUGGACCAUCCAACACGCGCGCACCUGCAUUUAUGGACGCUCGUUCAACCCUCGCGCUCAGCGAUCGCACCUCCAACACCAACUCUUCCUCCAACGGCGCGGGAAAGUCACCCUUCCGCGCUCGUGCACUCCCCAAAACGCAUCUCACGCCCGACAUCACUCCUCGCCUUACUAAAGCAGCUCUCCUACGACAAUCACUGGCGGCAACUUCUUCCGGCUCACCUGGCAAACCUAGACCCAGACCUAGUACCAUGGGAACGGCUAGCACAGGCCGUCUUCCUACCUACACGAACAAAGAGAAUGCCGUGAGUAAUGAUGCACAGGAGCGAGCACGGAAGACGUUUGCAGGUGUACCCGGUCACAAGCGAGCCGAGACGAUUGGUGUAGCAUCGACAAGACCACCUGUGGUAGCCCCGAGAUUGACGAAGGCGGCAGCCCUGAGGUUGGGUCUGGAGAGGCCUGCUACCCCACCUGGUAAAAAGGGUCCCUCUUCUGUCGGAAGCGGUGGUAAAGCCGUGAACGGAGGAAAUGGGUCACAUCUGUCGAGAGCGUCUGUUAGUCCACAUACAGGCGCUUCCACCACUACGCCUGCGGGAGAGGGCAACGGAGCCGAAAUUGAAGUUGAAGCCCCGCAGCCGAAGAAGGCCAUCUUCGAGGGUGUUCCGGGUCAUAAACGUAGUGAAACGAUUUCGGUCUGUAGCGUCUCCCAACCGCCUUCCAUUUUACCGCGCACGAAUAGGAGUGCAGCGCUCAGGAAAGAGGGUGCGCCUCCGCCAAGUAGUUUCAUGUUCCGGACACCUACGGCACCCAAAACCCCCGGAUCGGGGUCGGCAUAUUCACGCAGUUCGUCUGUGAUGAGUGCUUAUAGGGAUUCCCGCACCAAUAUCGGUUCAGCUCGAUCUCAAUCGACGGUUCCACCUUCUCGGGCGUCCUCCAGGAUUGGCACGAACGGUCUUCAGAGCACCUCGAACACGACGUCCUCUCCCUCUAACAGCCAUGCUUACCUCAGCGAUCCCGAUGCGUAUUUUGUAGACGUUGACGAUCCGCACGCGGCUAGCCCCACUGCGCCUACGCCUACAUCUCGCUCGCGUCGUCCAAGCAGUCUUCAAGCGCCGACGAUUGCCCCUCGCGUCAAUAAAAGCGCUGCUCUACGCGCUCAGAAAGCUGCUGCUGAUGCUGCGAAACCGAAGAGUCCGUAUGCGAAUGCAUCAAAGCGGUAG